This is a messenger RNA of Aspergillus pseudotamarii, 1022 nucleotides long. RefSeq names its product haloacid dehalogenase, type II. The transcript is spliced from 2 exons. Gene Ontology annotation, molecular function: hydrolase activity, acting on halide bonds, in C-halide compounds. The coding region runs from base 116 to 844 and encodes 242 amino acids. The record is from RefSeq and is a predicted model, not a curated record. NCBI's taxonomy places the organism in Eukaryota, Fungi, Ascomycota, Eurotiomycetes, Eurotiales, Aspergillaceae.
CUGGUGUCGCAGGCCUAUUCUGUUUCAUCCUCAAACAGAACUCCAGAUAUUUAAUUAAACGCUGAAAUUAGCGCGAGGAAUCCUUUGGCCUAGAAGAAUAUCCACCCUGGCCUUCAUGAUGGCUCAAACAACUGUCGUUGCCUUCGAUAUUUACGGUACCCUACUAUCGCCCGGAUCCAUAGCAGAGGACCUGGAACAGUAUGUCAAAUAUGACAAGGAGCGUGCCCAGUCAAUUGCAACAUUGUGGAGGCGCUACCAGCUCGAGUAUACGUGGCGAUUGAAUAGCAUGUGUCGAUACAUAUCCUUUGAAGAAGUCACACAUAAUGCGCUUAUCCAUGCUUUGCGUGAUACGGGGACGUCGGUAGGGGACGACGAAAUCAAAAAGCUGCUUCUGAUGCAUGACAACAUGGCCGCGUUCCCCGACGUGGAGCCAGCGUUGGAUCAGCUGGCAAGGGCUCAGAAUGUGAUGCCUAUUAUCUUCACUAAUGGUACUUCGAAUAUGGUAUCCAAGUCCAUCCUUCAGUCAGGCCCACUGUCGCACCAUAGAGAGACAUUUAGAGACCUUGUUAGCGUCGACGAUGUUCGAAAAUUUAAGCCCGCACCGGAGGUCUACAGGUAUUUGGCCCAAAGAGUGGGAAAGUGCGUGCCAGAAAUGAAAGACAUCUGGGUGAUCAGCUCCAAUCCUUUCGACAUAAUAGGGGCGCUCCACGUGGGCAUGAGAGUCAUUUGGAUUGACCGAUCCGGGAAAGGAUGGGCGGACAGAGCGGUGCCGGGCCUGGAGCCGACAGCGGUUGUCAAUAGUUUGGAUGAAAUUCUACAUGUCAUUCAAGACCGUACGGGUUAAUUCGGUGGUUAUGGUUAUUAGCCAAUCUACACCAAGCGACGCAAAAAUUAAGGGUGUACGCUGUAAAUAUUUCCAAACGCUCCACAAAAAGAAGAAGAAUUUGGGGUAAGGCAGCCAGUUACUCUAACCUCCCAUUUCCCCUCCAAGGGCCCAUGGUGUUGUGAACCUCAGAGUGAAU